AAAUUUGUGAAACUAUUUGUUAUAAUAGUUGGAGUGACAACAGAAACAUUAGUAGGAUGCAAGACCUUCCUCAAGUCAUUAUCGUUAUGCCAAGUUAGUGAUCAGCCAAGCGUUGAUUGCAUUGCCUAUAGUUUUUACGUUCUUCUUCGGUCUGUUGAUCACAACUUUGUUAUUAUUUUUUUGGGAAAAUGGACGAAUGACCGGCGUAAUUUGGCCAGUUGAAAGUGAAUUUGAUGGCACACUAUUUUGAUUGACAUUGUUUCUACCACGAAGGCCAUCACAGACAAUAAGUCAGACGAAUGGGAAAAAAAAGACAAGGUCGCAUUGGAUUUUCUACCGAGUUCGUCGUUCUGCAUGUCACUUUAUUGUGAAUGAAUCGAUUUAUUCGACACCAACAAUACAAGCAGGAGAGCCCCGAGGUGAAGUAACCGCACGACACUUUCCCAUUGUUGAGACGGGAAUCACUAAUAAAUAUAGCUGCUGGACUAUCAUCUUAAUAUUUGAGUUUCGGUGUUUCCCUCUUUAUAAUUUUCUGUAUACUUUUCUGACGUUCAUUUUCUUAACAUUCUCAGGCUCCAUUGCGUAUGUUGACCGCGGUGGAAGAAUGUUGCAAUGAUAUAGAGACGGACCGUAUUGCGGUACUCGUCGAUAAAACGAUGCGCUCGACUGCAAGGACGCCAUCGCAUAUGUAUACACCUUAUAAGAGGACGCCCUUUCCUUGCAACUCAUUCAACAACCAACUACCUAAGGCGCAAGAUGCACCUUUACAUUUUAGUCGUCGCCUUUUUGAUUGACGUCGCUCACGCGGGACCUCUGAGACGGGAAUCUAGUGCGAGUAACCAAAUUAUUUUGAGCUACAAAACGGACACUCACUCCCGUCACGAAACCGGAAUACCCGGACGCGCCGUGCAAGGAUCGUACAGUUACAUCGGUGGCGAUGGUCGGUGGUAUAAGGUGACUUACGUAGCGGACGAGAGAGGAUACCGUGCAAAGAGUGAGCAAUUACCUUGGCCACUUGAACCGGUAGUCAGCCCACUGCCGCCAGUCCAUCAUUCGGAUAUCACCGUGAAACCAGCCCCAGCAGUCGUCCAAACUGUAAUCAAGGAUGAGGAACCUGCUGUGGUGGAAAUGAGCAAAGAAAAAGAGCCAAUCAAAAAAUUACCAGCAACUCAAAUCACUUGGAACAAUACAAAGUCAAGCGUGACAGUUAAAGAUGACAAUGUUUUAAAAGAGGAACAACCCACGCAACCACUAGUUCCCGAGCCAACCGAAAAACUAGCGAUUCACGUGCCACUCUUCACCAAAGUUUACAGCUUGAAAUCAACAAAAUCCCAGCAGUCUAAACACCGGAAAAAUAAAGCUGGAUCACAGUCCCCAAUUACUCGCUACAAACUUUCCUUCCUUCCGGCUUACGGUUUAGUGAUGCACUGACACACUGUAGCAACCCAAUCACUUUUCCAUUAACGCCAUCAAAUGUGCAAAUAGCCGCAACAGUUAUUUUGUUUGUCAAUAGUGAUGCUCAUCGGGAUAAAAGUGCAAUGUACACUUGUACAGGUUCAAAUUCAUGAAAUAAAAAAAAAUAUCGAUACAGGAAAGGCGAUGCAAACGAAAAGGUGUCGAUGUGGGGGAAGGUCCCUCUUGAAAAUCAUUCAACAAUCUUAGUUGUGAAACAUUAUGGUUGUUUGUCGGAGAAUCAUUCCAGUUUUGUUCCUCCAAGAAAAUCAAAAUGUUUACUGUUACAAACAAUGAUAGAGUAGCAAAGUAAAACUGUUGAAACUACAAUGAUUAAUUCUGAAGCACGAAACAGUUUUUCAAAUCUUGCUUGACAAAAUAAAAGUGUUAUGUCUGACCAUGUUUUCUAAUGUCGACAUGUUUUUUUUUCACAUAAACCUAUGUUUUUCCCUUUUUUUUUUUGAGAAACAUAACUGGAUUGAUUUGCAAUAGGGAUAUGCCUACCUAGAAAAUGUUGUGUUUACCAUGUUUUCGCAUAUGAACACGAUUUUGAUUUCCAGUUGGAUGGUAAACAUAA
This is a messenger RNA of Daphnia pulicaria, 2029 nucleotides long. RefSeq lists its product as uncharacterized. Bases 757 to 1431 code for a protein of 224 amino acids. Lineage: Eukaryota; Metazoa; Arthropoda; Branchiopoda; Diplostraca; Daphniidae. Gene Ontology annotation, cellular component: chitin-based extracellular matrix. Gene Ontology annotation, molecular function: structural constituent of chitin-based larval cuticle. The transcript has 3 exons. The record is from RefSeq and is a predicted model, not a curated record.